UGUAUGUGUAUAUAAUAUGCUAUGAAUGUGUGUGUGUCGUUCUCGCCGUUAUCUUCAAUAUCCACCGAAAAAUUGUAUACAAUUGAGUUUUAUUAAGUAUUGAGAUAUCUAAUAGGACAGGUUAGGUAGGUAUAACAGGAAACACGCGCCCGAGUAUUAACGCGGAAUUCUAAUGCACGGAACUGAAUUGAACUGAUUUUACUGAUUCAUUUUAUUAAUUAUCUACUCGAUCAGAGUAUUAACUAUUAAAUGUUCGUAGUAGUAUAGUGUGAUUUGUAUGAUUUAAUUUUUGUUCGAAAGUAUAAUAAUGGUUUUUCUUGAUUAAUAAGUAUCGAAUUAAUAUUCAGAAUGAUAAAGAAUAAAGUUACCAUAAUUCCAGUCACUGAAGAUGUUGAAUGUAUUAUAAAGAAAAGCUGUAAUGAUCAUCAUGACAAUAAAGAAAUAACAAUAACUAAUAAAUGGAGGAAAGUUGUAUCAAAUAAACAAAAUUAUGAAAAUCAAAAUUCUAUUAAAAUGAAUGAAGUGAAUACAAAUAUAAAUAAAUUGGACACACAAUUAUCAUUCCAGAAAUACCAUCAAAAUAGACCAUCACUAGUUAAAAGCUAUAAAUAUAGAAAACACACAAAUGAUCAAUACUAUUUUAAUAAAAAAUAUAUUUGUGAUAAUAAUUUACUAUCAGAACAAUCAUCACCAAAAUAUGAUAUGCCUAAAAAUGAGGACCAAAUAAAAAAUAAUGUAUACAAUUUAAAAAAUACAAAUGUUGAUGAUAGUGAACACGAGUCUAAAACAAUGAUUGCCAAAACACAAAAAAAUAAAACAGCUAUUUCUUUAUUAAAUGAAUGGGCUAUGCGUGGUGAUGGAACGCAUCGUACGUUUGAUGUAUCGUAUGUGCUCAUGGCUAUUACUGGACAUGCACAUAAGCCAAUAUUUACAUACAUGUGUCAAAUAGACAAUAUUAAAGCUUUAGGAGAAGGGAAAUCUAAAAAGGAAGCAAAACAAAAUGCUGCUGCCCAAAUGUGUGAAAAACAUUUUGAUUUUAAAAUUGACUUUUUAAACGACAAUGAUAAAAUUAUAACAUCUACUACUACCACAGAUAACUUUGAAGUUAAUGAAAAUGUUACAUUUUUAAGUAGUAAUGAAGGAUCACAAAUUAUAGAUGAAACUAAUUCAGAUAAGGGUGAUGAAAAAUUACAACAAUUUAAAAAUGAAGAAGUACAAAUUGCAUAUUGUGAUAUGAAUCCUGUUGGAGCCUUGCAAGAGUUAUGCACUACUUAUAAAUGGAUACCUCCAUCUUACUGUUUUGAUAUAUUAAACAAAAAUCAAAGGGAAUGUAAAACAGUAUUAUAUAAAGUUAUUUGUGAAGUUUUUCAUUUACAAACAAUGGGAACUGCUAGUGUCAAAAAAGAAGCUAAACGUAAAGCUGCACGUUUAAUGUUUGAAAAGAUUUUUGACAUUGGCGCAGACAAAUUAAAUGAAUUAAAAUCUUCAUAUCCAAUAACACUGUUAUCAACUGAGGAUGAUGAACAAAAUAAAAGCAAUAUAUAUAAUGAAGAAAAUCAAAAACUAUCAAAUAAAUGGUUUUCAGCAUAUUGUUUUCGAUCAUAUUUUACAGAAGCAAUCGCUGCUAGAACAAAAACGAACGAUGAAACAGUAAUUCCUUUAAUUGAGAAUAAGGAUAAUCCAACACAAAUGGAUCAACAGCUAGAACUAUAUACAACGGAAAUCGAGCAAUAUAUUGAAAAUUAUGAUCCAAAUGCAAGCAAUGUUAAUAAAUUAGAUACUUUAUGCAAGGAACUAGGGUUCCAAGCAAUUUAUGUGUGUCUGGGAGUUCAAAAAAAAGAAGAUAUUAAAAAUAAUAUCGGCCAAGAUGAAAAGUAUGCUGUAUUGGUACAAGUAACUUCUUUACCAGUCACCGUUACAACUGGAUAUGGAGCCACUGCAGAUAUAGCAGCAGAAGAAGCUGCUAAAUCUAUAUUACAAACGUUUAAAGCAAUGUUGCUCUUUACUAAACCAGCCACCAUUAAUUUAAAUAAUAAUAAGGAAGAGAAAAUUGUAAAUGUAUUGUAAACAUUUAAGUAGUUGUAAUUGAAAAUU
Molecule: messenger RNA, 2094 nt
Organism: Rhopalosiphum maidis (corn leaf aphid)
Lineage: Eukaryota; Metazoa; Arthropoda; Insecta; Hemiptera; Aphididae
Product: double-stranded RNA-specific editase Adar-like
Exons: 9
Coding region: 349-2067 (572 amino acids)
Source: RefSeq, a predicted model, not a curated record